AUGUCCUCUGAAAUCAAACCUUUCGACUCCACUAUCCUCCAACCAGAAGUCGAUCGCCUCUUUCGCAAGCUAGCCGAUACAAGAUUGCCUACCCUACCCAUUGUACCUGAUGCCGGCGAAGACUAUGGACCAUCACUCGAGUGGGUACAGACAUUGUACAAUCACUGGCUCAACAAGUUUGAUUGGGAAAGAGCUCAAAAGCAGAUUAAUGAGUGGAACCAUUUCACGACUGAGAUCGAGGGGUUCCAGAACGUAAUGCAACCCCUAUUGAACCCUGAAAACGAUACACAACCAGCUUUCGAUCUCGUUGUCCCGUCGCUACCAGGGUAUUGCUGGUCGCAAGGUCCACCGAGGGGUCAUACCUUGCAGGAUACUGCGAGGUUGUUUGAUGAGUUGAUGAAGAGACUUGAUUACACGUCUUACGCCGCCCAAGCCGGAGACUGGGGUCACUGGGUCGUCCGCGAACUUGGCUCUGGUCGGCAUCCCAACUGCAAAGCAGUGCACACGAACAUGUGUCCUGGCGCACCUCCAGAAGGCACUAGCCUAACGGAGAAAGAAAAGAAGGGGAUAGCAAGAGCGGAGUGGUUUCUAGGGAAGCCGCUAAAUGAGACGCAUAUGGGGUAUGCGAUUGAGAUGAGAACACGACCGCAGACUAUUGGCGUGGCCUUCAACGAUAAUCCCGUCGGAAUCAUGAUGUUCUUUGGUGAGAAAUACAACGAACUUGCUGAUCCAAGUUUAGGCACAGCGACACUCGUUAACGAGCAGUGGCUACAUGAUCUUUGCACGACGCUUUCGUUGUAUUUCUUCACGCCACCAAGUGUCAUGACGAGUAUGUUAUCUUAUUACAACAAUGUGCGUCACGAAAUGUACACCAAAUUCGACGCCAAAGAAGAAAACCUGAUCCGCGUGCCUCUGGGCGUGAGCACGUUCCCCUACGAUGCUUUUCCUGCGCCUAAAAGUGGUGUCGAGACUACAUGUACGGAUCUGAAGUUUUUCAGAGAUCAUGACCGUGGAGGACAUUUUGCCUGCAUGGAAUGUCCGGAGGAGAUGGUGAAGGAUAUGAGAGAAUUUUUCGGAAAAUGGUACAAGGUUUGA
Molecule: messenger RNA, 1095 nt
Organism: Alternaria burnsii
Lineage: Eukaryota; Fungi; Ascomycota; Dothideomycetes; Pleosporales; Pleosporaceae
Exons: 6
Coding region: 1-1095 (364 amino acids)
Biological process (GO): epoxide metabolic process
Molecular function (GO): epoxide hydrolase activity
Source: RefSeq, a predicted model, not a curated record